AUGCUUCCGGCUCUGGAAAGGCGAGUGGCUCCGUCAGUGGAUCUGGCUCUGCAUCCGGAUCUGCGUCUAGUUCUGGAUCGGGUCCUGCCUCUGCAUCUGCCUCUGCAUCCGGUUCGGCGCCAGUUAACUCUGAUUCUGGUUCUGAAUCCGGACCUGACUCUGGUUCUGCCUCUGGCCCUGCACCAGCCGCUUCUGGCUCUGGAUCUGCCUCUGGAUCCGGUCCUGCCCCUGGUUCUGGCUCUGCCCCUGGCUCUGCGUCUGCACCAGCCUCUGGAUCUGCCUCUGGCUCUGCACCAGCCGCUUCUGGAUCUGCACCCGCCGCUUCUGCGUCUGCCCCUGGCUCUGCCGCCCCUCCUGCAAACGUGCAAUCGUCGGUGGAAGCUGCUCAAGCCUCUUACGUCAGUUCUGCUCGUUCCGCUUGGGCCGGAUACAAAAACAAUGCCACUGAUACCACGGUGGUUACCCACCGUCCUUCUACCACCGUUGUGA
This is a messenger RNA of Lachancea sp. 'fantastica', 489 nucleotides long. The record is from the annotation of a GenBank genome assembly. NCBI's taxonomy places the organism in Eukaryota, Fungi, Ascomycota, Saccharomycetes, Saccharomycetales, Saccharomycetaceae.